AUGUCCAUUGAGCUCGAUUGGUCUCGUCUAUCGACAUUAUCCAACCGGAUACUUGCUCUACUCAACCAGCAUUUGGAAACGGCGGAUCGACCCUCAUUCCUGGGUCCAGUCACUAUCGACUCAUUCGAAUUUGGUGAAGUAGCGCCAGACGUCACGCUCGUGGAUAUUCGGGACAUCUACCGCGACUUUCUGGAGGAGGAUGAAGGCAGCAACUCUGAAGACGGAAGCUCCAGCUCAGAAGGCGAGCGGGAAGGAAUGAGAUGGGAUCAAAGAGGAGAAGAAGGAAGCUACUGGAAGUCGGGCAGACAGGCGCAAAAACCAGGCCAUCCAACAAGAGAGGAAACCAGGGAUGACGAUGACUUCGAGUGGGUCAGUCGUCGUGGGGCAGGACAGGGUGUUGCCGAAACUGGACCUGGUUAUCAUCCAUUUCCUCCUCAUUUUCGAUACGGAGGUACAGGAUCCUCGGGCAGCUUGCUUGAUCCGUCCCUCCCUUUGGAAUUUGGUCGAAGCUGGAGUCAUAGAAGUCUAUUCGAACCGUCGAAUAGCAGCCAACCCGAGGAUAUCAACAUCAAGGACGAGAAGUCGUCCGGGCGACCUAAACCGACUAGUAUCACUACCAAUACUAUACCCCAAACUAUUCCUGUUCCAACCGCCGCCCCUCCGAGCGAUGCCGACACAGAAAAUGACCUACAGUUCCAUCUCCGCGUCAUUUAUAAUGCAGAUAUGCGCAUCAGUAUAAGCACAUCCCUUUUGCUCAACUACCCGACUCCACUCUUUAUGGCUCUUCCCAUACAACUCACCAUUGUCGGGUUCGAGUUCGAGGCAGAAGUUGUCGUAGCGUAUCAGAACUCGCGCAAGCGAGUACACGUCUGUGUGCUUGAUGACUUGAAUCCAUAUCGGCCAGCUUCGGCGUCCAAUCCUGGGGACCUAGCUGAUGAACAUCGUUCGCGAUUCGAGGACGGGAGUACCCCCGGGAUGCGAAUACUUCCUCAUAUAUUUAUCGAAUCGGAGAUUGGACAAGCGGAUAAGCAAGUUCUCCGUAAUGUCUCGCGUCGAGAGAUUCAUCCAAGACAUGAUCAGAAGCACACUCGAGGAUGA
Molecule: messenger RNA, 1098 nt
Organism: Serendipita indica DSM 11827
Lineage: Eukaryota; Fungi; Basidiomycota; Agaricomycetes; Sebacinales; Serendipitaceae
Source: the annotation of a GenBank genome assembly